GUUGAAGAGGAUAAAUUAAGUUAUCUACAAAUAAACAAUCAAUUUGCAACGGGUUAUUGUUGACUGAAGUUGGUGAUAAUCAGAGUUUGUGAUAAUAAGACUACGUGAAAGAAUACGUGAUAACUUCUAGCCAACGCUUUUUCUUCCCGGCACUAUUAUGACUCAGGAAUUAACCCCAGAACAAAUCGAUACCUUUGAUAAGGACGGAAUGCUUUGCAUUCCUGAUUUCUUAACUACCAGUGAGGUGCAGGGCUUACUUAAAAGAUCACAUGAACUCCUAGACGGAUUUGAUAUCGGUGAUCAUCCGAGGACCCAGUUCAAAACUGGCGAUAACGAUCAUAUUGGAGAUGAGUAUUUUUUCAAUUCUUCGGAUAAAAUAUCAUUUUUCUUUGACGUGGAUGCCUUUGAUGAUAAUGGACAAUUGAAGUAUCUGAAACAACAGGCCAUCAAUAAGAUUGGACAUGGAUUGCAUAUGAAAGACGAGGUUUUCGCUAAUUUGACUUUCCUCAACAAGAUCAAACGAGUUGCCCAAAGCUUAAAAUACUCGGAUCCUCGUAUUUUACAGAGUAUGUUGAUUUUUAAACAGCCAGUUGCUAAUUCAACCGAACGUCAAAAUGGUGUUCCAUCCCAUGCAGACGCAGCUUUCCUCUACACCCAGCCUCAAACUGCUUUGGGGUUCUGGUUUGCCUUAGAAGAUUGUACGCGUGAAAAUGGUUGUUUAUCCUAUAACCCAGGUACUCAUAAAACUUUCCCAAUAACGAAAAGAUUUGUCAAAAUCAAUGGGGGUCAAAGCGGCACCAAUUUUAUACCGGUGGACUACGACAAGUCCAAACCAAUUCCUCAGGACAACCCCGAUGACUAUAAGUUGGUUGAAUGUAAGGCUGGUUCCUUAAUUCUUAUUAAUAAUUCUGUUCUCCAUAAAUCAGAGUCAAAUAAGUCAAAUAAAUCCCGUUUUGCUUAUGCUUUCCAUCUCAUCGAUGGCGUCGAUGGUUACGAUGAAUUGAACUGGCUUCAAGUGCCUCCUGGUCCUACCAGAGGCGUUGAAUUCUCUAAAUUAUACUCUUCGUAGUGAAUAUAUAUGUCUUUAAUGUACGGAUCUAGA
Messenger RNA from Hyphopichia burtonii NRRL Y-1933, 1102 nucleotides. RefSeq lists its product as uncharacterized. The transcript has a single exon. The record is from RefSeq and is a predicted model, not a curated record. The coding region runs from base 158 to 1069 and encodes 303 amino acids. Lineage: Eukaryota; Fungi; Ascomycota; Pichiomycetes; Serinales; Debaryomycetaceae.